UCAAACACUCGGCACACGCCACGACAUCCAUUACUCAAUCCAAAAUGCUGUCAGUGCCUGCAGCCGCACCGCAUCACGUUAGCCAGUGACACCGUUUUUUGUCAAAAGGAGCAGUCCAGGUGUAGGAAAAGGGGGACGAAAAAGGCACGUCUGGAAAGAGCAAAGAGGCGCCGAGCAGGCGAGCACCGCAUCGCCGAGGAGAAAGAGCGGAGUGGGCGUGGGCGAGUCCCGGCCUGGGAUUUUAGGGGGAGCGAGGCGAGCACGCCGACCGGACGACCGGUUCUUCGUGUCGUCAAAGCAGAGUCCCACCGCAGCGAGCAGGCCUCGGCGGCGGCGCGCUAGUGGAGCCGUUCCCCCCGAAUUCCGUGCGCCCCCGCGUGCGGCGCGCUUGCCGCUUGGGGGCGAUGAUGGGGACGCGGGAGCUGCUCCUCGUCCUCUCCCUCCUUGGCGCCGGCAUGGCCGUCGGCGACGCGCAGCCUCCGCCCUCGCCGCCGCCACAGCAGACGCCGCCGCCGCCGCCGCGGCAGACGCCGUUCGGGCGCACCAUGUCGACGUUCAUCACGGUGGCCAUCAGCGUCUUCUUCUUCCUGCUCUUCGUCUGCGCGUACGUCAACCAGUGCCGCCUCGCGGACCCCGGCGCGCGCGGGGAGGCCGCGGCGGCGGCGGCGGCGGGGCCCGGGGGCGCGUCCGGGAGGGGGAAGCGCGGGCUGGACCCCGCGGUGGUGGCCACGUUCCCCAUCGUGUCCUACAGGGAGGUGGUGGCGCACAAGAUCGGCAAGGGCGUGCUCGAGUGCGCCGUGUGCCUCACGGCGUUCGAGGACGACGACGACCUCCGCCUGCUGCCGCACUGCUCCCACGCCUUCCACCCGGAGUGCAUCGACCCCUGGCUGCAGUCGCGGGUCACCUGUCCGCUCUGCCGCGCCAACCUCGAGAAGCCGGCUCCGGCGGUCGCGCCCCCGUCGCCGCGGGAGCAGGUGGCGGUGGCGCAGCGCCGGCCCUCGCCGCCGCCGGAGGCCGUGGCGAUUCCGGUGCUGGGCGAGGGCUCGGAGGAUGAGGGGGACAGCGACGAGGACGACCGGAAGGAGGAGGCCAUCGAGCUGGAGAUGCUGCGCAGCGCGCGCCGCGCGGCGAGGAUGCCGCGGUCGCACUCGACGGGACACUCGCUCUUCGCGGCGGCGGCCGCCGCCGCCGAGGAGGGCGACCACGAGCGGUUCACGCUGCGGCUCCCGGAGCACGUCCGGGAGCAGGUGCUCCGGUCCCGCCGCCUGAGGCACGCCACCAGCCUGAUCAACCUCUCCGACAUGAGCUCCGAGGGCAGCUUCCGAGGCGGACGCCGCCUGGGAGGAGGAGGAGGAGGAGGAGGAGGAGGAGGAGGAGGAGGAGGAGGAAGCUUCGGCAACGGCAACGGCAACGGCGGGAGCAGCCACGGCGGGCGCCGGUGGCAGUCGUUCCUGGCCCGGACGGUCUCGUGGGCGCGAGGCGGCGGCGACGGGUCGGUGCGGAAGGGGUGGGACGGGUCCACGAGGAGGGGAAGGGAUGACAGCGAGUCCAGCCGGAAGGGCUCGCCCACGCCGCCGCCCGCGGGCCGGCCGUGACCGACGGCGCUACAGUGUGCUUUGCUUGACUGUAAAAUUCGACAAGUUUGUGCUUCUUUUUUUCUUAAUCAUUUGAAUUUAUUUUUAUGUCUAGGAAUAUUUGGCGAUAGUGUGAUAGUGGCCUGAAUUUUGCUAAAUUUUCUAGCUUUAGUUUACUGAUGACAAGGAGAGUGACCAGUUCAGAGAA
This is a messenger RNA of Panicum virgatum (switchgrass), 1782 nucleotides long. Its product is annotated as E3 ubiquitin-protein ligase ATL6-like. The record is from RefSeq and is a predicted model, not a curated record. Bases 405 to 1595 code for a protein of 396 amino acids. Lineage: Eukaryota; Viridiplantae; Streptophyta; Magnoliopsida; Poales; Poaceae. The transcript has a single exon.